Lachancea fermentati is the source of this 2880-nucleotide messenger RNA. The record is from the annotation of a GenBank genome assembly. Lineage: Eukaryota; Fungi; Ascomycota; Saccharomycetes; Saccharomycetales; Saccharomycetaceae.
AUGCUUGAUUUAGAGUCAAUUUCAAACUACCUGGCUCAAUCAGUCGUAGCUUCUACUGCCAAAUCGGCAGAGCAUAGUUUAAAAUCUUUGGAAAGUCAAAGUGGCUUUUCAUUGACGCUAUUACAUGUGAUAGCUUCCACGAACUUACCGAUUUCAACUAGAUUGGCAGGUGCUCUGUUUUUUAAAAACUUCAUUAAGAGGAGAUGGGUAGAUGAAAAUGGAAUGUACCUUAUUUCACAAACUGAUGUGGAGGCUAUUAAGAAGGAGAUUGUUCCGUUAAUGAUCACACUACCUAACAACCUCCAAGUUCAAGUUGGUGAAGCCAUUUCAGUAAUAGCAGAUUCAGACUUCCCAAACAGAUGGCCAACACUUUUGGAUGAUCUUAUAACAAAACUAUCAACUGAUGAUAUGGUGACCAAUAAAGGUGUGUUGACCGUGGCACAUUCUAUCUUCAAAAGAUGGCGUCCUCUUUUUCGUUCAGAUGAGUUGUUUCUAGAAAUUAAACUAGUCCUGGAUAAAUUUGCUUCGCCAUUUUUGAAUCUCUUGAAAACUGUUGAUGAGCAGAUAAAUGCGAACCCCAAUAAUGAGGCCAUGCUUAAUAUUCUUUUUGAGGUCCUACUCAUAUUAGUUAAGUUGUAUUACGAUAUGAAUUGUCAAGAUAUCCCUGAGUUUUUUGAAGAUAAUAUAUCAGUGGGAAUGGGGAUCAUGCACAAAUAUUUGGCUUAUGAUAAUACGAUAUUGGAAGAUCAAGACGAAGAAGAGCAAUCCAGUAUUGUGAACAAAGUCAAGUCUUCCAUUCAAGAGCUUGUUCAACUCUACACUACUAGAUAUGAAGAUGUGUUUGGGCCAAUGAUUAAUGAAUUCAUUCAAACAACUUGGGUUCUCCUCACAUCCCUAUCUUUGCAACCUAAGAAUGAUGUUUUGAUCUCGAAAUCUUUGUCCUUCAUGACCGCAGUAACCAGAAUCCCCAAAUACUUUGAAGUUUUCAACACUGAAAAUGCGCUCAAUAGUAUCACUGAGCAGAUCAUUCUUCCUAACGUAACUUUGCGUGAGUCUGACGAGGAGCUGUUUGAAGAUGACCCAAUUGAAUACAUCAGAAGGGAUCUCGAAGGUUCAGACUCGAGUACAAGAAGAAGAGCCUGUACUGACUUUUUGAAAGAGUUAAAAGAAAAGAAUGAAGCCUUGGUUACAAAUAUAGUACUAAAUCAUGUGAAGAAUUUUUUCGCUCAAUACCGAUCUAGCCCAGAUGUCAACUGGAAAUGCAAGGACCUAUGCGUUUACCUUUUUUCAGCAUUGGCAAUCAACGGUAAUAUCACCACAGCUGGCGUGGCUUCAACCAAUAUCUUUCUUGAUGUGGUUGAUUUUUUUACCAAGGAGAUUGUUCCCGACCUAAUGAAUUCUGUUCCACACCCUAUUUUGAGAGUUGAUGCAAUAAAAUAUAUUUACACCUUCAGGAAUCAAUUGAACAAAGACCAACUUAUAGAAAUCAUGCCAAUCUUGGGUAAAUUUUUGCAAGCAAGUGAGUAUGUCGAAUAUACUUAUGCGGCAAUCACGAUCGAAAGAAUAUUAUCUAUUAGAGAGUCACAAACGUCCUCCACUUUCAUUUUCAAAAAGAUGGAUAUAGCUGACAGCUCUCAACUACUGUUAGACAAUCUUUUUUCACUAAUUUUUAAGCAGGGCUCCACACCUGAAAAACUAGCAGAAAACGAGUUCUUGAUGAAGACGGUUUAUAGAGUUUUGCUGACUUCAGAAGAAUUACUUGUUCCUUAUUCUGCUGAAAUGCUUCAACAACUAUUGCAUGUUGUGACCAUUAUUGGGAAGAACCCCUCGAACCCUAGGUUCUCACAUUACUGUUUCGAAUCCAUAGGUGUUGUCGUCAAAUACAAUCAUCAAUCCUUAGGAGUUUUUCUCGAUUCUAUGAUGCCCAUAUUUAUGACAAUCCUUUCAGAGGAUAUUCAAGAGUUUAUUCCUUAUGUCAUUCAGAUUAUUGCAUACUGCGUCGAGCAGCUACCUGCAAAUCACGGCCUUCCUGAUACCGUCAAGCAGCUUUCUCAACCACUCCUUUCGCCAUCAGUGUGGGAGAUGAAGGGUAAUAUUCCUGCAGUCACCAGACUUCUGAAAGACAUUAUACGGGCAGAUCCAGCUGUGUACACAGACCUCAUUCCAGUUCUUGGUGUCUUCCAAAGACUCAUUGCUUCAAAGACGUACGACUCAAACGGAUUUGAACUUUUGGAAUAUAUUUUCACUUACAUUCCUGUCAAUGUCUUACAACCUUAUUUGAAGCAAGUCGGUGUCUUGUUAUUACAACGUCUCCAGAAUUCCCGCACUGAAAAAUACGUUAAAAAGUUUGUCGUAUUUCUCAGUAUACUCUCCCAAAAACUAGGCUCUGACUUUGUUGUUCAAUUCAUCGAUGGUGUUCAAGAAGGCCUUUUUCAACAAAUUUGGUCAAACUUUGUGAUCAACACUUUACCAACGAUUGGAAAUCUUCUAGAUCGAAAAAUCGCGGUAGUCGGUGUCUUGAAUGUCAUCACUAAAGGGACAAUAUUUGCCUCCAGGUAUACCUCACUUCUAGCUCCAACAUUAGAGUCAGUUCUGGCAACGACUGUCUCUGAGAGUAUCGUAAACUUGAAAAGUGACUUUAUUGAUGUUGAAAACUUAGAGGAAAUUUCAACUUUCGGAUCGAGUUUCAGCAAACUAGUUUCAAUAGCCGACAAACCUUAUGAUCCGCUACCUGAUGUUGACUUAACACAAGGCUUGAGAUUGUACGUCGCUGAAACUCUCCACAAAUUCAACGAAAAUGCGGGGAAUGCCUUUGUAUCCUUGAUUCCACAGAUGUCAGAGGAUGCCAGAAAUUCAUUGCAUACACUAGGCUUCAAUUAA